Molecule: messenger RNA, 1856 nt
Organism: Leptidea sinapis
Lineage: Eukaryota; Metazoa; Arthropoda; Insecta; Lepidoptera; Pieridae
Product: aminoacylase-1A-like
Exons: 11
Coding region: 270-1490 (406 amino acids)
Biological process (GO): amino acid metabolic process
Cellular component (GO): cytoplasm
Molecular function (GO): aminoacylase activity
Source: RefSeq, a predicted model, not a curated record
AUUGAUCUAUACUACGUAAAAUGAAAACGUUUCCUAUUUUAUUCAAAUUUUAGCUAAAAAAUUUAAAUUUACCAACUGAUGGAAAGGAUCAUUAAGCUUUAGUAUCACGUUACACGUAGCAAAUCUUAACAUUCACAUAAAUGAUAAAAACUUAAAGAAUGAUUAACUAUCUAUCAUAAGGUAGGUAAAAGACUUACAAAAAACUAUUCAUGUGAUAUCUAAGAACUACAUUUCUACAGGGGAAUUAGAAGAAAUAUUUUGCCUGUGUCAUGGCAUCUAAAGCCAAGAAGAUGGCGAUAGACUACAAAAACAAUCCAGCCGUUGCGAAUUUCGUAGAGUAUUUGAAGAUACCAAGUGUUCAACCUAAUGUUAAUUAUGAUGAAUGUGUUAAUUUCCUCAAGAAGCAAGCGAAGCAGUUGGAUCUAUUAUUUAAAGUAUACGAGUUAGUACCUAAGAAGCCUAUCGUAGUGUUAACAUGGCCAGGAAAGAAACCGUCCAUGAAGAGUAUUCUUCUUAAUUCACAUAUGGAUGUUGUGCCCGUCUUUGAGGAGAGUUGGACAUAUCCGCCAUUUAGCGGCCACGUGGACAAGGAGGGCAAGAUCUACGCGCGCGGCUCGCAGGAUAUGAAGUGCGUCGGCAUCCAGUACAUAGAGGCUGUAAGGAAACUUAAACAACAAGGGGUCACGCUUAAGAGAACUCUUCACUUGUCAUUUGUUCCUGAUGAAGAAAUCGGGGGCGUUGACGGUAUGGAGAAAUUCGUCCAUACUGCCGAGUUCAAGGCGCUCAACGUUGACUUUGCAUUGGACGAGGGAAUGGCCAAUCCCGAUGAAGAGUUCAUCGUAUUCUACGGGGAACGGAGUAUUUGGCAAAUCCAUGUGCACUGCCUUGGUCAGCCCGGACAUGCAUCGCUUCUAUUCCCGAACACGGCUGGAGAAAAGUUGAGAUACAUCAUUAACAAAUUUAUGGGCCUAAGAGAUGAACAGAAGAAGAUUUUGGACAAUAAUCCCAAGUUGACAAUCGGCGACGUCACGUCCGUUAACUUGACGCAAAUUCGGGGUGGCGUGCAAUCUAAUGUUAUACCGGAGAAACUGACUGUUGUAUUCGACUGUCGUUUAGCUGUUACUGUGAAUCAUGAAGAGUUUGAAAAUAGGAUUAAACAGUGGUGCAAGGAAGCUGGUGACGGGGUUUCUUACGAGUUCGAACAGAAGAAUCCAGCUGUAGAGUGCACUAAGGUGGACGACACCAAUCCGUUCUGGAAGGCAUUUAAAUCUGCAGCAGAUGAAAUGCAACUCAAGUUGGAGUGCCGUAUAUUCCCUGGAGGCACUGACAGCAGAUAUGUGAGAGAAGUUGGUAUCCCCGCGAUCGGAUUUUCGCCAAUGAACCACACACCAGUCUUGCUUCACGACCACGACGAAUUCCUUGGCGCUGACGUGUUCCUCAAAGGAAUCGACAUUUACGUCAAACUGAUCACUGCCGUUGCUAAUGUAUAAUUUUCCCGCUAUAUUUAAUGAAACACUGGCAAUAAUUAUUUUAUAAGUGCAGCUAUUUAUGUAAAUGUUAUAUGUUUUAUGAAGCGACCAAAUCAUUAUGUAACAGGUGAAUUUUAUUUAAUUACUUAUAUUAUCACUAAAUAAAUCGCCUAGCGUCGCCUUAAAAAGCUUGAAAAGUGUUUAGUUAUGUAAGCAAAUAUAAUUAUUUAUAAUGUUACAAUGGUGCAAUUAUUUUUAUAUUAUGUUAACAUAAAUAUUAUAUUUUUAACUGUUUUAUUAUUAUGCAUAAAAUCAGUAUUAUGUUAUUUGUAACUCUGUUAUUGACUUUUGUUGCUGUUUGAAGAUUAAAUAUUUACAUUAAAAGUA